AUGACCGACUUGCAAAAUUACGAAUAUAUUAAUACUGACUUGUAUUAUAAUCAAGAUGAUACCAACUUCGACUAUGACCAAGAUGAUACCAACUUAGACUAUGACCAAGACGAUACUGACUUAGAUCUUCCAGAUAACGAAAACACCAUUUUGGAUCUCUCAGCCGAAGACUCAGCUUCUAAUGUUCAAAGUUCCCAAGAAGAUGCAUCAAGUACAUUCACUAUGUCAGUUUCUACUAGGUUACGUCCUAUUAUGUCACGUUCACGAAACAAAAAAAACCCUAAUUCAUCCGUAUGGCAAUAUUUUGACACUAAAACAUCAAGUUAUCCUGGUCAACCU
Molecule: messenger RNA, 339 nt
Organism: Ambispora gerdemannii
Lineage: Eukaryota; Fungi; Glomeromycota; Glomeromycetes; Archaeosporales; Ambisporaceae
Source: the annotation of a GenBank genome assembly